AUGAAAAAGGAACUGUGUGGGGAAGUUGAUGAGGACACAACUAAGGGCAAGGACCAUGAAGCACUUGAAGGGCCCAUGACCAAAGGCAUACUUAAAAAGGCCCAACACAGUGAUGAGGACACAACUAAGGGCAAGGACCAUGAAGCACUUGAAAGGCCCAUGACCAGAGACAAACUUAAACAGGCCCAACAUGUCAUAGAGACAAGGCUGGUAGUAGGUUGUGUCAUAUGUGGUGGAGGACAUGAGUCUGGUUGCUGUAUUCCCCAAGAAGAAACACCACAUGAAGUCAACUACACAGGGAACCAGCCAAAGACAAAAUUUCAAUGCAAGUGGAUAUUCCGGAUUCCAGCAUGGACAACAAUACAACCAACAACAGGGACAAUGGAGGAGCCACCCUGGGAAUCAAUUCAACAAAGACCAGGGUGGACCAUCCAUAAGAAGAGUACAGAGUCUGCCAUAAAGAAUCUGGAAGUCCAAGUAGGACAACUGGCUAAACAGUUGGCGGAUCGACUGUCAUGUAGCUUUAGUGCUAACACCGAGAAAAAUCCAAAAGAGGAGUGCAACGCUGUCAUGACAAGAAGCAGAAUGGCAACCCACGUUGAUGAAGGAAAAGCUGAGAAGAAGGUGGAGGAACAUAAACAACAACUGGCAACUAAGCCGGCACUUGAACCCGUUUCUGACUUAGUUAAACUUGAGGAAGUUGUUGAAGAUGAAGAUGACCAACAGGAGAGAGCGACAACAAUAAAAGAGAAAAAAGAGAACGUUGAGGAAAGAAAGAAGAGCAAGAGUGAAUAUGCAAGAGAGAAGAAGAGAGAACCCUCUCCAGCUGAAGGCAAGGAAGUGCCAUAUCCAUUGGUACCUUCCAAGAAGGAUAAAGAGCGACGCUUAGCCAAAUUUCUUGACAUCUUCAAGAAGCUGGAGAUCACAUUGCCUUUUGGAGAAGCUCUCCAACAAAUGCCACUAUAUGCUAAGUUUUUAAAAGAUAUGCUGACAAAGAAGAAUAGGUAUAUCCACAGUGACACUAUAGUCGUGGAAGGAAAUUGCAAUGCAGUCAUUCAACGUAUCCUCCCACUGAAGCAUAAAGAUCCAGGCAGUGUCACCAUACCGUGUUCUAUUGGUGAGGUUGCAGUAGGCAAGGCUCUCAUUGAUUUGGGAGCCAAUAUCAACUUGAUGUUGCUCUCCAUGUGCCAGCGACUUGGUGAGUUAGAGAUAAUGCCCACUCGCAUGACCAUACAGUUGGCUAAUCGCUCUAUGACAAGACCCUAUGGAGUGAUUGAAGACGUUUUGGUUAGGGUCAAACAUUUGAUCUUUACGGUUGAUUUUGUAGUGAUGGAUAUAGAAGAAGAUGUUGACAUUCCCCUAAUUCUUGGACGACCGUUUAUGUCUACCACAUGUUGUGUGGUAGACAUGGGGAAGAGGAAACUACAAAUGGCCAUAGAAGACUAG
Messenger RNA from Glycine soja, 1446 nucleotides. RefSeq lists its product as uncharacterized. Bases 1 to 1446 code for a protein of 481 amino acids. Lineage: Eukaryota; Viridiplantae; Streptophyta; Magnoliopsida; Fabales; Fabaceae. The transcript is spliced from 4 exons. Gene Ontology annotation, molecular function: aspartic-type endopeptidase activity. Gene Ontology annotation, biological process: proteolysis. The record is from RefSeq and is a predicted model, not a curated record.